Messenger RNA from Sphenostylis stenocarpa, 1482 nucleotides. Lineage: Eukaryota; Viridiplantae; Streptophyta; Magnoliopsida; Fabales; Fabaceae. The record is from the annotation of a GenBank genome assembly.
AUGGUUUUUCCAAAACCUUCUUCUGAGUCUGACCUCUUUCUUUAUUCCAAUUUUGCUUCUCCUUAUGCUAGGGACUCUCUUCCCAGGUUCAGUAUGCCCGAGAACUCCAUGCCUAAAGAAGUUGCUUACCAGAACAUACACGAUGAGUUGCAGCUUGAUGCCAUUCCAAAGCUUAACUUGGCUUCCUUUGUCACCACUUCCAUGGAGGAAGAGUGCAACAAGCUCAUCAUGGAAUCUAUCAACAAGAACUAUGUAGACAUGGACGAGUAUCCUGCCACCACUGACCUUCACAAUCGAUGCGUGAACAUGAUAGCACGUUUGUUCCAUGCUGAAAUAGAAGAAAAUGAGAAUGCAGUUGGAGCAGGAACUGUGGGAUCAUCAGAGGCCAUAAUGCUGGCAGGGCUUGCAUUCAAGAAGAAGUGGCAUAACAAGCGGAAGGCAGAGGGUAAGGCAUACGAUAAGCCUAAUUUGGUCACUGGUUCCAACGUGCAAGUAUGUUGGGAGAAAUUUGCCAGGUAUUUUGAGGUGGAGUUGAGGGAAGUGGAGGUGAGAGAAGGGUACUACGUCAUGGACCCUGCUAAAGCAGUUGAAUUGGUUGAUGAGAACACUAUUUGUGUGGCUGCAAUCUUGGGUUCAACUUACAAUGGAGAGUUCGAAGAUGUGAAGCUCCUCAAUGAUCUACUACUACAAAAAAACAAGCAAACUGGCUGGGAUACGCCUAUUCAUGUGGAUGCUGCUAGUGGUGGUUUUAUUGCUCCUUUCCUUUAUCCAGAGCUAGAGUGGGAUUUCAGACUCCCAUUGGUGAAGAGCAUUAAUGUGAGUGGCCACAAAUAUGGACUUGUUUAUGCUGGUAUUGGUUGGGUUAUUUGGAGGAGCAAGGAGGACUUGCCAGAAGACCUUGUCUUCCAUAUUAAUUACCUUGGAGCUGACCAACCCACCUUCACCCUCAAUUUCUCUAAAGGUUCUAGUCAAAUUAUUGCUCAAUAUUAUCAGUUAAUUCGCCUUGGACAAGAGGGUUACCGAAGCAUAAUGGAGAACUGCAGAGAAAAUGCAAUGGUGCUGAAGGAAAAUUUGGAGAAGAGUGGACGCUUUAGCAUACUCUCAAAAGACAAUGGUGUUCCUGUGGUGGCAUUUUGUCUGAAAGACAGAAGCCAGUACGAUGAGUACAAGAUAUCAGAGAUGUUGCGCCGCCACGGUUGGAUCGUGCCAGCUUAUCCAAUGCCACCUGCUGCUCAACACGUCAAUGUACUCCGUGUGGUGAUCAGGGCCGAGUUUUCACGCACCCUUGCUCAACGCCUUGUGUUUGACAUAUACAAUGUGAUGCAUGAACUUGAUAAACUACAUCCUCCCAAAGUCAUCAACAACAUUAAGGAAGAGAACAAGGGCUUGGUUGAAAGUGGAGUUAAGAACACUGUAUUGGAUGCACAUCGGGAAAUCAUUGCUCAUGAAUCAAACAAGCGUCAGAAAAUCAUGGCUGCAUAG